Messenger RNA from Chiloscyllium plagiosum (whitespotted bambooshark), 3910 nucleotides. Lineage: Eukaryota; Metazoa; Chordata; Chondrichthyes; Orectolobiformes; Hemiscylliidae. The record is from RefSeq and is a predicted model, not a curated record.
GGAAGCAAGACAUUGAACAAAAAAGGGAGGACAGUGGUCUCUCUUCAAAUCUCCAAAAAAUAAAACAAGACUGAGAGGAGGAAGGGGAUAAAACGGACACAAUGACAACAUCCACAAAAGAAGGCGGCUGUGCACAGUAUGUGGGACCAUACCGUCUAGAGAAGACACUGGGAAAAGGGCAGACAGGGCUGGUAAAGCUGGGGAUUCACUGUAUUACAGGACAGAAGGUUGCAAUAAAGAUCGUGAACCGGGAGAAGUUGACUGAAUCGGUCCUCAUGAAGGUGGAGCGGGAGAUUGCCAUUCUGAAGCUGAUCGAGCACCCACACGUGCUGAAGCUCCAUGAUGUAUACGAAAAUAAGAAAUAUUUGUACUUAGUGUUAGAACAUGUGUCCGGAGGGGAAUUGUUUGAUUACCUUGUCAAGAAGGGGAGAUUGACACCAAAAGAGGCUCGCAAAUUCUUCCGACAAAUUCUAUCAGCACUGGAUUUCUGCCACAGUCACUCGAUAUGCCACAGAGACCUGAAGCCAGAGAACCUACUCCUGGACGAGAAGAACAACAUUCGCAUCGCGGACUUUGGAAUGGCUUCACUGCAGGUUGGCGACAGUCUCCUGGAGACCAGCUGCGGGUCUCCACAUUAUGCCUGUCCAGAAGUCAUCAGGGGGGAGAAGUACGAUGGCCGUCGGGCAGACGUGUGGAGCUGCGGUGUGAUACUCUUUGCACUCUUGGUGGGAGCUUUGCCGUUUGAUGAUGACAACCUCCGACAGUUGUUAGAGAAGGUGAAACGAGGGGUCUUCCAUAUGCCGCACUUUAUUCCGCCCGACUGCCAGAAUUUACUGCGGGGCAUGAUCGAAGUGGAUGCAGAGAAACGCCUCUCACUGGAACAGAUUCAGAAGCACUCCUGGUAUCAAGGCGGGAAAAAUGAGCCAGAACCGGAGCAGCCGAUCGCGCGGAAGGUGAUGAUCCGGAGGCUGCAGUCUGUGAGCGACAUUGACCCGGACGUCCUCGACAGUAUGAACUCGCUUGGCUGUUUUAGAGACAAGAACAAGUUGAAACAGGAUCUCCUGUUUGAGGAAGAAAACCAGGAGAAAAUGAUCUACUUCCUGUUGCUAGACAGGAAAGAGCGGUAUCCGAGCUGUGAGGAUGAGGAUUUGCCACCCCGGAACGACAUUGACCCUCCCCGGAAGCGGGUUGACUCGCCCAUGCUGAAUCGUCAUGGUAAACGGCGGCCCGAGAGGAAGUCGAUGGAGGUGCUGAGCGUGACGGACGGUGGUUCCCCGGUGCCCGCUCGCCGCGCCAUUGACGUGGCCCAACACAGUCAGCGCCCCCACCCCCAUGAAACGGUGAGACAUCCCGAGUGCAGGCGUCGGGGUUACUUUGCGAGCGUUUUCUCUUUGAUUUGCAAUCCUCUCUCCACGUGCCGGGUGUUGGACGCUGCUGAAUCGCUGCUGUUCUUGUUGUUCUUGUUCUCGUUCACUUCACGUGACUGUUCCUCUCAUGACAUUCAGCCCAUUCGUAAGUUCUCUGUCCCUCCUCAGAGCCCUGUCUUUAGCUUCUCGCCCGCCUCACCUGAGCACGACACUUGUCAGGACUUCUCGCCGCAGCCCGGUACCGUGUGGCAGUCGAAACUCGCGCACCAACACCACCAGCACCGUCCGCCUGACCCCAAGACGCAAACCCUGCCAGCCAAGGCUAGUCUGAGCGAGAAGCCAUUGCAACCCAUCCGCUCCAACCCUCUGCCCAUCAACCUGGCUGCCACCUCUCCUUCCCAGAGCCCACCAUGCCACCACCCCUCUGUGCCAUCUCCACUGCACCACUCCAUCCCCCCACCCUCCUUCAUUCCCUCUCCCCCCGCUCGAUUUUUCCCAGGUACUAAAACGAGCGCCAAAUCUAUCCCUGCCACACAGGUGACCCCUCACCCCUCCCCUAGAGGCAGCCCCCUCCCCACCCCGCUGGGAACCCCCGUCCACACGCCAAAGGAGAGCCCCACCAGCACGCCCACCGUGACCCCGCCGUCCAGCCCCGGGGUCGGAGGAGUGCCCUGGAGGACCCGCCUUAACUCCAUCAAGAACAGCUUCCUCGGCUCGCCCCGCUUCCACCGGAGGAAGCUGCAAGACGACACUCCAAAAACAGUUCCCUCUCUGUUGGAGGAGUCUGGCCCUGAACUCGCUAAGAAGUCGUGGUUUGGAAACUUCAUUAACCUGGACAAAGAGGAACAAAUAUUCGUUGUCAUUAGAGACAAGCCUUUGAGCUCAAUCAAAGCAGACAUUGUGCACGCCUUCCUCUCAAUUCCCAGUUUGAGUCACAGCGUUAUCUCUCAGACGAGUUUCCGUGCGGAGUACAAAUCGGUUGGCGGUCCAACCGUCUUCCAGAAACCUGUGAAGUUCCAAGUGGAUAUCACGUAUGCAGAAGGGAGUGAAGCACAGAAGGAGAAUGGGAUUUAUUCUGUCACGUUCACAUUAAUGUCAGGGCCCAGUCGCAGGUUUAAGAGAGUUGUGGAAACAAUCCAGGCACAAUUAUUAAGUGCCCACGAUCAACCCUUGGUUCAGGCACUUGCAGAUGAAAAGAACGGCCAAUUUAGCCAUCCUUCAGGAACUCCAAUCCGAGGCGCCCAAAGCAUGCCCAGAGCGUGGAACGAUUCAGAGUCCGUGGAGCAUUUCAAACGAGGUGACUCCAAACAUUCAUCCUCCUUGAAAGAGAAACCCAAGCUUUUAUCUUCCAAUGGCACACAAAGUCAACCGUAAUAAAAAUCGAGCAAAAAAAUAACAAUUGGAAAAUGAGGCAUCUCACACAGUGUUUGUGAGGAUGUAAAUAUCUUUAAACAUGAAGGAAAAAUGGAACGGAAUAUGACCUCUAUAGUCCCAUUUCAUUUUAUUAUUUAAAGAUUUAAGGGCCACUACCUGAGGUGUGGGCCUCUGCCUUCUGAGUUGACUUACCCAUGAUGCUCAUAUUUGCUUCAGGAAAUCAUGGGACCUGUUUCCACAGUAACCGUAUUCAACCCAGUAUAUCAGCAGACUGAUGGUUUCGAGGCUUUUAUGUCUCUACAAACCUUCCCCAUGCAAACUCCACGCACCCUCCCACUGGAAGAAGGGAAUGUGGGUCGCGAGUGAAAACCGCUUCCCGCUCAGAUCCAAAGCGGAUCCAGCCAGGAAAUUUAGCGGAAUCCUCGUCCGGUUUGCAUCCAGCACUUUGUAGCCUUGUGGAUCGGAUCGGUUCACAUGACAGUCAAAGGAAAAGCGAGUACUUUUAUACAGUUAUUUCCCACUUUAUUGUCGACACAACGGGCUGCUUGAACUAGUCCUGUUUUAUGCAAAUAUCGCCCACACAAGAGGCUUCAACAGCGACUUAUAGGAUACAGCGCAACCGAAGCACAAACCAUCAUUCAAUACUACUAUUAAUUCAACGGCUUUGAAAGUUCAAGUAAAAAUUCUCUUUUGAAAACUCAUGAAAUAUUUCAACAGUUAACCGCCGUCUCCAUCCCUGACUUUGCGUCACUGUUUGUGGAGAAACUCACUCCCAGAACGUUGUGUUUAUGUCAUUGUACAGGCGGCAACUUUACUUUCUGCUCUGCUUCUGCCACGAUUGUGGACAAGCUUCCCAUUACAAGUGAACCCGGGGUGCCUCUGUUAUUUAUGAUACAGUGAUGGCUAUGUGCUGCAGCUCAGCAUUCCGAAUGUCUUUAGAGUACAGACUGUUUAUAUUGGAACAUUAGGCCUCAUCUCUGGCCUCUUUUGUGUUCUGGACCAGAAUGUAAGAAUAUGGUGACAAAGCACAGGAAUUGGGGCUAGAAAUGAGUUUGGUCUCAUACGAUGAUUAGGAUCAGGAGGUGGCCAUUCAGCUCCCUGUCCUGCCAUUCAUUUAGAUCACCUCUUCCAACUUGGGAGCUCCAGGAGGCUUUUUUAACAUCCUGUUC